Messenger RNA from Carica papaya (papaya), 1073 nucleotides. RefSeq names its product Pentapeptide repeat-containing protein. NCBI's taxonomy places the organism in Eukaryota, Viridiplantae, Streptophyta, Magnoliopsida, Brassicales, Caricaceae. The record is from RefSeq and is a predicted model, not a curated record.
GAGGCCUUACACGUGCGAGUUAAAGGAUCUCCUUCCCAAUCCAUCUUUGUCCGUUCAGCCAGAACUGCUUCUCGGAUCUCAUUUACCAAAUCCAUCAGUCGUUUUUCAGGCUUCAACACUAACAAAAAUGGCAUUCACUUCCAUUUCCGCACUAUCAACAAAAUGCCUCUACAUCUCAUCAUCUUCAAGGUCUCCGAAUCAUCAUCUUCAACAGUGUUCCUCUAAGCCAGCUUGUCGUAUUGUUUGUCAUGGAAGCCCAGAAAGGGAAGACCAUAGUCUUGGGAAGCCAACGAAAUGGAAGAAACUGGUUUCUGCGGCACUGGCUGCUGCAAUUAUCGGCUUCAAUGCCUCCAUGCCUGCCAUUGCUGAGCUCAACAAAUACGAGGCUGAGACGCGAGGUGAAUUUGGUAUAGGAUCAGCAGCACAGUUUGGUUCUGCAGAUUUAAGGAAAGCAGUGCAUGUUAAUGAAAAUUUCAGAAGAGCCAACUUCACAUCUGCGGACAUGAGAGAAUCUGAUUUCAGUGGUUCAACCUUCAAUGGUGCAUACCUUGAGAAAGCUGUUGCAUACAAGGCGAACUUCACAGGUGCAGAUUUGAGUGAUACAUUAAUGGAUCGCAUGGUACUGAACGAAGCAAAUCUCACAAAUGCUGUGCUUGUACGAUCAGUUUUAACUCGUAGUGAUCUCGGUGGUGCAGUGAUUGAAGGUGCUGAUUUCAGUGAUGCCGUUAUAGAUCUUCCACAGAAGCAGGCUCUAUGCAAGUAUGCGAGUGGCACAAAUCCAAUAACAGGGGUGAGCACCAGAACAAGCCUUGGGUGCGGGAGCAGUCGACGAAAUGCUUAUGGUACCCCUUCUUCUCCUCUGCUCAGUGCUCCACCCCAAAAACUUCUUGAUCGAGAUGGUUUUUGUGACCAAGCCACUGGCCUUUGUGAUGCUAAAUGACCUCACUCUAUCUUCCUUCAUUUUUCAUUACCAUACAUAUACAUAUAAACUAGCCUUCUAAGAAAUUGAUGUUUGAUUAAAUACUUCACUGAAAUAUAGCAGUAUCUAUUACCAAAUUAAUUACAGCUUCAAA